Rosa chinensis is the source of this 2781-nucleotide messenger RNA. RefSeq lists its product as uncharacterized. The transcript has 8 exons. Gene Ontology annotation, molecular function: zinc ion binding; nucleic acid binding. Lineage: Eukaryota; Viridiplantae; Streptophyta; Magnoliopsida; Rosales; Rosaceae. Bases 1 to 2781 code for a protein of 926 amino acids. The record is from RefSeq and is a predicted model, not a curated record.
AUGGAACAAUCACGAGAUAGAGCUGGUGGUGGAUCUGUUAACAGUCCUCCAUGGUUUGAUGGAGGAUGUGAAAAGUAUACUCAAUGGAAGAUAUACAUGAAAUCAUAUUUGUAUGCUCAAGAUGAACAUGUAUGGAAUAUUGUGGAAAAUGGCUGGAAGACACCUAUAGUUCCAGCUAAAGGUGAGGGUUCGUCUGCCUCCAUUCCUAAACCACGAAAGGAUUGGACUGAUGAGGAAGUACGUGAUCUUCAAGCUAAUUUCAAAGCAAAAAAUAGCAUCUUUACUGCUCUAUUUGAACGUGAAAAACGUGAAAAGCUGAGGAUCAGUCAUUGUGAUACUACAAAGCAAGCUUGGGAUCUGCUGCAAACUACAUAUAAAGGCAACAAAAAGGUAUGUGCACAAAAACUACAAGGUGCCCCUUUUGAUGAAGAUAAGGUUGUUAAGAAAAUUCUUAGGGCCUUGCCUGAGAAGUUUCAUUCUAAGGUCACUAGCAUUGAGGAUUCUUUUGAUAUUGAUGAAUAUCCACUGGAUGAACUUAUUGGAAAUCUCAAAACGUAUGAACUAAGGCUAAAACCUGAAAAGAAAUCCAAAGGUGUAGCUUUCAAGGCCGUAAAAGGGACAGAAGAGGAGGAUGAACCACUUGACCUUGCUCUUCUGACUAAAGAAUUCAAAAAUUUCCUUAGAAACAAAUCUUCUUCUCGAAAUUUCAAUACUCCCAAGAAAAACUUUGUCAGUAGUGGUAGCAGUGAUAACAAUGCUAAAAGUGGGAAAGGAAAUAAUUCUGGAAAAAUUAAAUGCUAUGAAUGUGGUGGCCAUGGCCAUAUUUCUACUGAUUGUGGUAACAGGAAGCAUGGAAGUAACAAUAACAAAUCUCUUCUCUCGACAUGGAGUGAUGAUGAAACUCAAGAGGCUGAAAAUGUAGCUUUCGUAUCAUCUUUCUCACUUGAUUCUGAAAGUGAUGAAAGAUUCUCAGAUGACGAGACCACUAUUUGCUGCAAACAACUCUAUAAAGCAUCAAAAGCCACAUUGCUAAAAAAUGCAAGCUUGGAAGAUGAAGUUGAGAUAUUAAAGGCUGAGAAAGACAAGUUGGAGCAGCUCAAGAACAAAAUCAAGAUGCUUGAACUUGAGGAAGAACUGAAGUCCACUCAAGAGAAGUUCACAAAGUUUGAGAUAAGUUCUGGAACUACAUCAAAGUUAUUUAGUUCAGGAAAAGCCCAUCAUGAUACAUUUGGACUUGGAUAUUCGGGAGAAGGUUCCAAAAGUACAUGCUUUGUGAGAGAAACGAAUCCAGUAGUGGGGCAAGGUGAUUCAGUCACUAAGGUCAUCAAGGACACUACCACAAGACCCAGGACAAAAGUUGACAAGGAACCGAAACCUCUUCAGAAUGUCACUCAGGUAAGGAUGGACCAGGAAACUUCAACUGGUCAGAACAGUACAUAUAUUACUUCAUCACAUAUUGAUGCAACCUGCCUGGUAGCACUGACUGCCUUGGCAGAAAAGCGAAAGGAUUUCUGGUAUAUGGACAGUGGUUGCUCCAAACACAUGACUAGUGACAGGUCUUGGUUUUCUUCAUUUCAAGAUGAAUGCACCACGGGCUCAGUUACUUUUAGUGAUGGGAGGAAAGCUAAAAUUCUUACACGAGAUCCUGUCAAUACUCAAGGAAUUCCUAAUCUCAAAAAUGUCUUGUAUGUUGAAGGUUUAACUGCUAAUCUAAUAAGUGUCAGUCACUUGGCUGAUGAUUAUGAGGAUGUUUGGUUCAAAAAGCAAAGAUGUGUGGUCCUCGAUAAAAAGGGUGAAAAUAUUAUGGGAGGUAUAAGCACAAAUCUCUGGGUUGAAGCAAUUAGCACUGCAUAUUACACUAUCAACAGAGUCUUCUUGAGACCUAGUACUGAACAAACAACAUAUGAGCUGUGGAAGGGUAAGAAACCUAACAUAGGGCAUUUUCGUGUUUUCGAAAUUCCAUGCUAUAUCUUGCGAGAUCGAGAGCAACUAGGUAAAUUUGAUGCAAGAAGCAAUGAUGGUAUUUUUCUUGGAUACUCUGUUAAUAGUCAAGCAUAUAGAGUUUAUAACAAAAGAACUAAAAUUGUUAUGGAAUCUAUUAACAUAUCUAUUGAUGAUCAUUAUAUUAGACAGGCGGAUGUUGAUGUAGAUACAUCUUCUCCUUCAAGCUCAGUCCCACAAGACAUGUCAAAAACUGAUGAACAGGAAGAACAUGUUGACAGCAUUUUUAAGCCAGCUCCUGUAAUAAGAAGAGGGUUCAAGCAAGUCCAGAAGGAUCAUUCCAGUCAAGAUGUCAUUGGAAAAUUGUCAGAUGGUCUCAAAACUAGGAAGCCAACCAGCUACACAGAAAAUCUGAUCACUAUGAAUAUUAUAUCCCAAUGUGGUUUUGUUUCUCUCAUUGAACCAAAAAAUAUCAAGGAAGCCUUGUUGGAUGAUGACUGGAUUAGAGCUAUGCAGGAAGAGUUAAAUCAAUUAACUAGGAAUGAUGUGUGGAACAAAGCUAGGUUAGUGGCUCAGGGUUACUCACAGGUUGAAGGUCUUGAUUUUGAUGAAACUUUUGCUUCUGUUGCUAGAUUAGAAUCUGUGAGACUGCUUCUGGCUGUAGCCUGCCAUCUAAUAAGAUUCAAAUUGUUUCAAAUGGAUGUUAAAACUGCCUUCCUGAAUGGGAUACUGCAGGAAGAAGUUUAUGUGGAACAACCUCAACGUUUUAAAGAUCCACAUAAUCUGGACCAUAUCUACAGACUCAAGAAAGCUCUGUAUGGGCUGAAGCAGGCUCCUUGA